Molecule: messenger RNA, 1143 nt
Organism: Conger conger (European conger)
Lineage: Eukaryota; Metazoa; Chordata; Actinopteri; Anguilliformes; Congridae
Product: protein CBFA2T3-like
Exons: 6
Coding region: 1-1143 (380 amino acids)
Biological process (GO): negative regulation of DNA-templated transcription
Cellular component (GO): nucleus
Molecular function (GO): transcription corepressor activity
Source: RefSeq, a predicted model, not a curated record
AUGACGGUCUCAAUGAUCUUUGACGUGAGAACGCAGCCUCUCGCCCCAAGGGUGACAGGGAGCAACAAGGCCCGGGUUCAAGGGGACGAUCGGUCAGUGGGCGGUCAGUGGGCGGUCAGUGGGCGGUCAGUGAGCGGUCAGUGGCUCUGGCUCCAUCCUGUUUAUCCCAGCGAAGGCUGGGAGCGGCUGGAGUUUCCUCCACAUGUGUUCCGCAUUACUGCGACGCGGCCGGCUCCCGGGGGACCGGCGGAAUGCCGGAGCGCUGGGAAGACCGACCAGCUUCCCAACAUCUGGACGAACGAGAAACACAUGCAGUGUGGGAGCAGAGAGUUAACGCGGACCCAGCCGCACCUGCUGAACUGCAUCAUGGACAUGGUGGAGAAGACGCGGCGGUCGCUCACCGUCCUGCGACGCUGCCAGGAGGCCGACCGUGAGGAGAUGAACCACUGGAUCCGCCGCUACAGCGACGUGGAGGAUAUGAAAAAAGAGAUUCACCGGGACUUCUUGCACCGGCCGUCGUCGGGCUACCUGCCCGAGGAGAUCUGGCGGAAAGCGGGUCCGACAGGCAUCCCGCUCUCACCGGCACUAAAGCAACUGCAGAGCAAGCAGGAGGAGGCGGUGAACGAGGUGAAGAGACAGGCGCUGUCAGAGCUCCAGAAGGCGGUGUCGGACGCCGAGCGGAAGGCCCAUGAGAUGAUCUCGGUGGAGCGGUCCAAGAUGGAGCGGGUUCUGGCUGAGGCCAAGCGCCAGGCCUCCGAGGACGCACUGACCGUCAUCAACCAGCAGGAGGACUCCAGCGAGAGCUGCUGGAACUGCGGGCGCAAGGCGAGUGAGACGUGCAGUGGCUGCAACACGGCGCGGUACUGCGGCUCCUUCUGCCAGCACAAGGACUGGGAGAAGCACCACCACGUGUGCGGCCUGCCGGGGGGGUCCCGGGCCCCCCAGGGGACCCCCUGCUCCUCCUCGGCGGCGCCCCCCACGCAUACGGGCAGCGUGCCCCCGGCCUCGCUCUCCCUGCCUGGGCAGGCCGGCGGGGGGUCGGGCCCCAGCGUCUCGGGGAGCCCGAAGGAACCUAGCUCCAGCGGGGCCUCCAGGUCCACAACCCCGGCCACGCCCGCUCUGCUGGACAGCGCCUCCCGCUGA